This is a messenger RNA of Astrephomene gubernaculifera, 4547 nucleotides long. The record is from the annotation of a GenBank genome assembly. NCBI's taxonomy places the organism in Eukaryota, Viridiplantae, Chlorophyta, Chlorophyceae, Chlamydomonadales, Astrephomenaceae.
GAACCAUUACUCCGUAUAACAGUUGCUCGCUACCUGACCGUCUCGGAUAUCUGCAUACACGAUUGACGGGGUUAGCUGACCUGUCACAGCCGUUACCGCUUAAGCUAGGAGGUAGUUCUCAUGCACGGAACCCCUUAGAAGGCCGGACAGUAUCGGGUUGACAUUGAAAACGAAAAAAUGUCCUCAGAACUUAUCGACGCGGAAACCCUCGCUGCUCUCCAUGAAACCAUUAAUAAGCUAAGGCAGGAGAACGCAAGGCUAUCCGCUGAUAACAAACGACUACAGGAGGCAAAUGGUUCUUCGACAGAAGCCGCGACGGCCGCAACCGCUGCCAGCAAAGCCGAUGUGCCAGGAUUGCAAGCCCAGGCGCUGGAGGCUCAGGCGACGCAACAAUCUUCCCAGCCCCAAGUCCUGGACCGCUCUCAACAAACUGAGGUUGGGACCGCUCCCGGACCCAUUCCAGAGCUUCCCGAUGCGCCACGAGACAUCGACAUGGUUUUCCUGACUCAGGAAGAAGAGGCCAGGCUGCUUAUGGGAAGCGACGACCACGCCACCGCAGCAACAGCAGCUCAGGCGGAGCCACCGCCGCCCCCACCGGAGCCAGCGACGCUAGGGGCAGCGGCAGCGGAGGCAAGGCGGCAGGCGAAGACGGGGCCGGAGCAUGGCGGCGGUGUGCAUGCUCCCGCGCCCAGCAGCUACAGGGAUGAGGGCGGUUACUGUAACGGCAGCGGCGACACGGGCGCGGAGGGAGCGGAGGGCGGGCGAUCCCCGAGCUGUGGUCGCGGCGGUUGGCGCUGUCCGGCGGAGCUGCCCCCCUCCUUCGCGGGCGGGCGGGAGCGGCGGCUGCGGGCAGCCUCAGUGGACAGUGUACGGCAGGCGUCGGAGCGGCUGGGACUCCAUUUGACCCUCUCCGUGCUGCGCCCCUGCGGCAGCCUGGGGGGCCCCCCCGCGCACCUUUCGUACGGCGGGUGGGGCGGGCGGUUGCUGUACGUCUCCCCCGCGUACUGCCGGCUGAUGGACACACCCGACAUAGAGGGGGCGCGGAGGGCCAUGUCGGCCUCGCUGGGGAGCAACGUGGCGGUCAGGUCCAGUCUGAUGGGCGUGUUGAAGCUGCUGGUACUGGGCGGGGAGGCGGAGCCCGUCAUGCUGCGCUCGGUGGUGUACCACACCGACCGGCCGGCGGACCUCAUUUGCAUCUGGUUCUACCCGCUGCUGCUGUACGACAUUGAGGCGGAGGAAGAGGGGGAGCAGCAGGAGGGGGGCGGGGAGGGGGCGCAGCAGGGGCAGGAGCAGGAGGGCGGGGAGGGGCGAGGAGGCGGGUGUGCGGGCGGCCGGGGCGCCGGGAGACGACGGAAGAUAACACCCAGGCUGGCCUACCUCUCCUACGUGGACCUCUCCCCCUCCUCCUCCUCCUCCGCGCAGCAGGCGGAGGGCGCCCUGCGCGACCACAUGGGCCUCAAGUACACCCCCAACCCGGUGGCGAUGCUGGACGAGGCGGGAGACAUCAUGACGCAGAACGCAGCCAGCAUCAGCGUGCUGGGGAUACAAGGCUACGAGUGCCGGCUGCCUGGCGCCCCCCGCCUCAACUACCUACGCGCCCUGCUGGCCAGCUGCCCGGGCGCGGAGGCCGACAUGCGCGCCGCCACCGCCACCGGACGCACCUGGUCGCGGCGGCUGCGGGUGAGCGACAGCCCCCUGCUGCGACACUGGAUGCAACUGAAGGCGGGGGAGAGCAGGUGGCACGAUGUGCAGAUCUCCCGCCUGCGCGACCCGGUGCACCUGACCCCCUGCUUCAUCGUGGCGGAGACGGACGUGAGCGCCACCGUGGCAGCGCAGCAGCGGGUGGCGGCGCUGCAGCGGCGGCAGCAGCAGCUGCUGCAGCAGAUAUUGCCGCAGCAGGUGAUUGACGUGAUGCUGGCCUCCUGGGCGGUGGAGGAGGCGGAGGGGCAGGAGGGGGAGCAGGAAGAGGGGCAGGAGGAGCAGGAGGGUGGGGGUGGUGCUGCGGCCCCUGCCCCCUCCUCCUCCCGCUCCUCCCUCCCCGCCCCCCUGCGCCCCUCCCUCUCCAACAUCCGGCUGGUGGGGGGCCCCGGGGCGGCCGCCGCACAGCAGCAACCCGCUGACACCGCUAACACCGCCACCAACACCAGCAGCAACACCAGCAGCAACACCAGCAGCAUGUCCGAUGCCGGGAGCUCCUCGCUUGCCUCAACCGACUCCUCCGCGCCCCCCGCUUCUGCUACUACUGUUAAGUGGGGUGACAGCGGCAGCGGCAGUGGCAGUGGUGGCAGUGCCGGUCUGGGCUCCUACCUGACCAUGCUGCUGCCGGACGGCACCUCGCAGCCCCUGGACCUGCAGCUGGAGGGGGCGGGGGGCGAGGGGGAGGGGGGCGGCAGCGGCAGGGGUGCAGCUGCGGGGGCCGGAGGUGGUGGCAGUGCUGGUUGGCUUGACAGCGACAGCGACAGCGCGGUGCAGCUGAGUCGGCGCGAUGUGAUGUGUCUGGCCACCUGGCACCCGGAGGUGACGGUGCUGUUCGCGGAUAUCAAGGGCUUCACCACCAUGUGCCAGCAGCUGCACCCCGCCCGUGUGAUGCUCUUCCUGGACUCGCUGUACAACGCGUUCGACCUGCUGCUGGACGAGUGCGGCUGCUACAAGGUGGAGACCAUCGGAGACUGCUACAUGGUAUGCGGCGGCCUCUUCGCCCACACCAGCACCACCACCUCCUCCACCUCCACCACCUGCCCCUCCUCCACCUCCUCCUCCGCCUCCUCGCACCCCCCCGCCUCCACCCAAGACCCCGCUCCCACCGCCUCCGCCACUGCGUCUGCCACCAUCGACCUCAACCCCGAGAAGGACCCCUCUCCCCACCACCACCACAACCACAACCAUACCUGCCACGCCACCACCCCCGCCACCCCCACCACCCCCGCCCCCAUGCUCCUGGGCGGACACGACCCCGCCCAUGCAGCCAAGGUCCUCCGCUUCGCCAAGCUGAUGGCUGACGUGGCCUCCCGCCUGCGCACCCCGCUGGGGGAGCCGGUGCUGCUGCGCAUCGGCAUCCACAGCGGCCCCGUCAUGAGCGGUGUGGUGGGGCGGCGCAUGCCGCGGUUCUGCCUGUUCGGGGACACGGUCAACACGGCCAGCCGCAUGGAGAGCACGGGAAUGCCCUGUGCCAUACACGUCAGCGAGGCCACUCGCAACCUGCUGCCUCACGAGCCCUGGCUGCCCCACGGGGGGGGCAUCGAGGUGAAGGGCAAGGGGACCAUGCAGACGUACUUCUGGGGUGGCGACCUGGCCUGCAUGUGCCACAGGGCCCGCGACCGCGUGCUCACCACCCUGGCUGCGGGGGCUGGCAAGGAGCUGCGGCAGCAGGGGCAGGAGCAGGAGCGGCAGGAGAGUGAAUAGGGGAAUUAGGGAAGGCGCUGGGGGACCGGGGCUUGGGUUAUGGGGCUUGGUGUUCGGGCGGUGCUUUGAGCCAGCUGGAGUGGAAUGGCAUGUGAUUGCGAUUGGCCUUGCGAGCAGAGCGUGUUGGCUUUCCUCGGAAUUUCAUGUUCGGUACAUCGCACCCUUGGUAUGCACGCGUGCAGAGAGCCGGAGACCUCGAACACUGUGAUCUGCUGUGAUACGACUUUUUUCGUGCUCGGCCUGGGCCUGUACUGUGUCCCCUCCCCUCCCCUCCCCUCCGGGUGUGCUGUGCGGCAUUGUUUUUGCUGUGCCGAGUUAGAGGGGUGCUGCGGUGGGGUGCUGCGGCCACAUGCCCUGGAGUGCUGCCUUCGAUAAAACUGUGUGUGCUGCUUUCCCUCCGGAGGCAGAAGUAAAAGGGUAUUCCUCUUUGCCGUACAAUAUAGUACUGCAAGGCAUUUUGUUAUACAGGCGGCGCGCGUAUAAUAUCUUGCUCGACACACCAUGCGUGUAUUUUUAAAACCGUUGUUGCAGGCGCUGCUGCGGGGGUACUGGCACUGCGUGCGCACCUGCCUGCGUGCAUGUGUGGGGCUGCUGCUGCCCCGCUGUCGAGUGUAUGAGCAGCUGUCAAGACGUGCUCCUGUGACGGUAUAAUCGCUACUGGCCUUUACUCUUCUUUUGUAUUUCUGGCGUCGACCGGUGUGUGAAGAGGUGGGCGGGUGGGUGCGACCCCGACCACAAGGAGAGCCUUUGGCACGAGUACGACACGGCUCCUUGCCCGAGUACAACACGGCUGCUUGCGUUUCCUUGCGUGAAUGUGAUGUACCCUGUGAUGACGCGUCGUUUGCCGAGUUGCCGUGAUUGGGGAGGGGGCGUGAGGGAGGUCUGCCCCGCUGCAGCUGCUCCUGGGGCCGCGACGGGAUGCAGACAUCCCGCCCAGGCGCCCGCCCAGGGGCUAGGGCUGGUAGCCUGCGACGUUUACCAUUCCGGGAUUGCUGGUACGGUACAUGGAGAGUUUUUUAAGUUAAGGAACUGAACCACAUUUCAUGUCUGUCAGGGUGGAUGCGUGUGUGUUGCUAGAUGCAUUGGACGCAGCUGGCGCACGUAGCUCGCCCCCAGGGCGUGUUAUGCGGCAUGUUACAAGUCCC